GUUUCCGCUUCCUGGGGUGAAUCUCCGCCACGUGGUGUCACAAACAACGUGCUUUGUGGCGAAUGUUAGUGGUGGGAGUCGUCAACGUGAAGACGUUCAGCGUUGGUUCCCGCUGCCCCAUGUCCCUGGAAAGCCUCUUCACAUCCCCGCCUGCACCCCUCAACAGCGGCAGCGACCCCCCCUCGCUCAGCCCGGCGUCUGUGGCUGGUGGACCGCUCACGGUGAUUAGCGAUGUCGGUCGUUCAAUGGAGGAGGUGGAGGAAGGGGAGGGCACACCCCAGAGACCCCACGUUGACCUCGUCACCGCAAGGAGCGGCACGGGGAAGCGAAAGAGGAUGAAGGUAGCGGCGGCGGCUGCUGUGGUGGUGGUGCAGGCAAAGCAGCAGCGAACGAUACAGCAGCAGCGGCCGGUCAGCAAAGAGAGGGUCGAGUCAAACGUUUCCACGAGCCCACGGACGGACGCGCGCUUGGCCCACCCUUUCGACCUCGUCUCUGCGAGUGGCUUCGGAGUGUUCGAGGUCCCUCUCACUCACAUGGUGGGCGACGUGGCCACGGAAGAGCCACGCCAGCUGGCAGACAGGCACGAGCACGAGGAGGAGAAUAAUGACGAGGGUGGUGUCCAGGAUGAGUUCCUGGGAGGGCUGGGUCGCAACCGGGAGGCGAAAUUCACAGCAGCAGCAGCGAUGCUGACUUGUGCCGUCACACAGGCAGACAAAGGGAUGACGCAGAGCACUGAGCCGGUGUGCACUCUUUCCCAAGGAGCGAAGAGAGAGGGGAAAGUGCGAGGAGAUAUUGGGCGGCUGCUCACUCGUGCCAACAACGGCAUUGACCCGACAGACUGUCAGGAGGUCGUGAUGUUUGCGACGCUGUUGCAGAAAGGCGAGCUGCCAGUGAAUCAGAUGUCGAUUCCAGGCGGGGGGGAGAAGGAGGAGGGAGAGGUGGAGUUGAAUGAGACAGAUUCCUCACCUCUCAAUCUCGGCUCACAGGGAAAAGUGAACGGUGUUAAGGAUCAGCGGAAGGAGGAGGCCCAAGUUUGCGUGCCGCAUUACGCGAGCAGUUUUGGUGUCUUUGAGCUCCCUCUCGCUGUCAUGGUGGGCGACAUCUAUGAAGGAAAAUCCCACAGACUCCUCGAUGGUGGAGGAGAAGGAGGAGGCAAACACGCAGAUGGAAAUAACAGCGACAUCGACAAUGAUAACGAUUAUGAUGGCGGCGGCGGUGGUGGUGAUGACGACUUUAUGAAAGAGAUGUCUCGAUACCAGGCAGCGAAAUCUGCGGCAGCGCAAGAAGUAGCAACAGAGGCGUUGGGAAGGUGUCGAGCGUUUGCUGUCGCGACGGCGCCACGUGGGGCGCUCACGGCGAGAGGAAGGGUCAUGGCUCGCGGGCGCGGUGGGGUCCGUGGCGGCGGGACCUUCGUCCGUCGCGGGGCGGCCGAUCCGCAACACUUCCAUCGGCCCCUGCAAAAUAAUCCCGCCGAGAAGAAGCAGAAAAAAAAGAACAAAAACAAGAAAGCAUUGCCUCCAAAACCGAAACCGAAAUACGCCUGCAAGUUUUACUUGGAAGGACGAUGUACCAAGGGCGACGAGUGUACGUUCAGCCACGAGGGCAUGCCGGCCAACAAGAGGGAGAUCUGCAAGUUCUACCUCAACAGCUUCUGCUCCAAAGGCUCCAGCUGCCUCUACAUGCACAGCGACUUCCCUUGCAAAUUCUACCACACGGGCACGACGUGCUACGCCGGGGACCGCUGCCGCUUCUCGCACGCGGCCCUCACCGAUGAGACCAAGGAGCUCCUGCAGAAGUGUCUGAAUGGACCCAAGGAGACCAAAGAGAAGGAAGAGAAGGAAGAGGUUCCUGACAGCCCAAAAUUCUAUUUCAGCCUUGCGGCUUCGAAGGGCACCGAGGGCACGGCGCUGGCGCACGGUGGGGACGGCACAAUUCCUGGCGUCACCGGGCCACAAGCUUCCCCGGGGUUCACCGCUUUACAGCAACAGCAGCCGUCGUCAUUGCAGAUGCACCGCGACAAGCAGUCGGCGACGGGAAUGCCGGGCGCCUGUGAAAAUCUCCCGUCGCCGGCAGCACUGGCUGUGCUCCAAGAGCAGCCCGUGGUCAUCCCGACCGAGCCGGUGCACAGCUCGGCCACUUGGGACCCCCGCUUGGUGAGAUCCGGCCAGCAUUUCUGCCCGGAUCCGGAUUUGUCCGUGCCAGAUUUCGCUCGAUUCAUGAACUGGGAACCUUUGGGCGGCAACGAGAUGGCGAACGAGGCAGGAUUUUCCGAGUCGAUGGACGCGUUUUCCUCCGCCACUUCGGAUCGGGAGAGGCCCUCCAUCGCAGGGAGUUUAUUGGACCGCAGCGUCUCUUCUUGUGGUCCUUUGGCACAUCACGGGGCCGUCCACAACCUGCCUGUUCAGCCGGUGCUCGGUGUGCUGACGAAGACCAAGUACAGCGGGGUGUUCGGCGAACGUCCCCGCCAGAUUAAAGCACCCGCAUUAAAGCAUCCGCAGCAGCACGGACUGCUGCUGCAAAUAAGUACAGCACAGACUGCUGCUGCUGCUGCUUCUACUUGUACCGUCACCAACGCCACAACCACGGGCACCAUCACCAACGCCACCACAACCACUGCACGGUCACUGGAGGGAGGCUUUGGUGACGGUGGGCGCCAACAAAACCUGGUAGACGUGUUUAAAUCGUUUGACCCGACAUCGUCACCGUUUUGUUAGCAGGAGCCAGAUGUCGCAGCUGCUUUGCGCAAAGUGUAAUGAUGUUGGUUUUUCUUUGCGCUCUCCAAGUGCGUUUUAAUCAAAGUUAAAUAUAUCAUUUAAGUUUAAUGUAUUUGGUGAUUUUGUAAGAUGUACACGAGACGAAUGUGAAAUAAAAAUGAAAUACUUUAAUUUAAAAAAUAGGUUGAUUUGCGUUACAUUCACAUUCCGUACAUUUUCUGUCGAACAAGCUGCAUUGUGUGGUCUUGGUCAGUCACGCCAGCGAUCAAUUUGACUACGCUUAUAACUUUGGGUUAGCUGAUUCGCAUUUUGCAAGUAUUGCACCGUAUGAACAGUUUUGAUUCGGGUAAUGGUUAAUAUCACAAGAUUUUGUCUCACCCACAGCAAGAUACGACAAUCGUGGUUGGCAGACGACGGUUUACCGACUGCGGUCAGAGGUCAAUAGACUGAGCCACGAGCAGUAGACAGAUUACAUGCUGCAGCCAGUGGUAUUUGUGACGAGUUUAUUUUUGUUAUGAAAAGGUAUAAUAUUCAAUCUGUAAUAUGCAUACUUAGGCAUCGACAGAUUCAUUAAAAUCGAUUGUUAAAAUCGCAGUAAUGCAUCAAAUUGUAAAAAAAGUGAUUCUGUAAAAAGUAGGCUAAUGGGCAGAAUAAUAAUACCUGUACAAGUGAAAUGGGUUGGGUGGAGGUAGGGGGGACUAAUUGAAAAUUAAAACCAAAUUAAUGUUUUAUAAACUUAGACAACUGACUUGCUGGGGUGAAGGGGUGAAUUGUCACAUGCCUUAGAAAUAUUUAAGGGUCCCCGCUCUAGGGAAAAAAAAAAACUUAACCCCUGCUCCAUUUGUCCAGAAAGUCGGGUUUUGUCAUUGAGAGCAUGGAGCAUUAAGUUAAUUGUUAAGUUCAUUGUGUGCCCGUCUGCAGGGAGGGGAUACAAUACAAAUAUUAAAAGUUAAGAGUGCAGCAAUGAAGCCAUGGCAGGUUAUCUCAAUUGAUUGAAAUUAAUUGGUUCAUCAAGUUUUUCCAGGACACCCACCUCAUACAUAUCCCCACAUGUACUGAUUUGUACAUGUGUUUUUAUAUUAAUAGCACGAGUGUUAAUUUACAGGAGAAGCGUUUAAGAUUAACCUGUAACUUUGAGUUUUCAAUAUAAUUUAAAAGUGAAAUCUUGUUGCUGAAGAUAUGCUUCCUGCUAUUGGUAUGCGUUGCCAUCGUCUUCAAGUCAACGUCGUUAAGUUAUUGUUUUUUUAUGACAGCCAUGGCAGGACAUCUGCCCUCAGUAUUGACAAUUUGAACAGAGAAUGUGGUUCAUUAAUAAACGUUUUGCACCAAU
Messenger RNA from Petromyzon marinus (sea lamprey), 4044 nucleotides. NCBI's taxonomy places the organism in Eukaryota, Metazoa, Chordata, Hyperoartia, Petromyzontiformes, Petromyzontidae. The record is from RefSeq and is a predicted model, not a curated record.